Messenger RNA from Helobdella robusta, 876 nucleotides. RefSeq lists its product as hypothetical. Lineage: Eukaryota; Metazoa; Annelida; Clitellata; Rhynchobdellida; Glossiphoniidae. Bases 117 to 767 code for a protein of 216 amino acids. The record is from RefSeq and is a predicted model, not a curated record. The transcript has 8 exons. Gene Ontology annotation, molecular function: calcium ion binding.
ACACACACACACACGCACACACACAAAUAUAACCCGGCGAAUGCAAAAAUGGGAGUUUCUGUUUCAAUUGGAGUUGGCGGGAAUAUUUCACCUUGGAGGAGAGUGCGGUGACCUCUAUGACCAGAUUCAAACCGACUGACCUGACCUACUUAUGUAGAAACACCAACUUCACGAAACACGAACUGCAGACUAUGUACCGGGGCUUCAAGCAGGAAUGUCCAUCCGGAAUAGUUGACGAAGGGACUUUUAAAGAAAUUUAUUCCAGGUUUUUUCCAUACGGAGAUUCUUCUGGUUAUGCACAUUUGGUUUUCAAACUAUUCGAUCUUAACAAAACCGGUGCUAUAACAUUCGAAGGUCUUGUUUCCAAUCUCUCUAUCCUAAUCAGAGGUUCUCUAGAAGACAGGAUAAAAUGGAUCUUCCGCCUUUAUGACGUAAACUGUGAUGGCGUCAUAAGUAGGGAUGAGCUGAUGACAGUCGUCAACUCGAUAUACCGGAUAAUUCAAAUAGACUCGAGUCGGAAUUUGGCGUCGGUGUCCGUUGCGGCUGCGAUCCCUGCCUCAAGAGCGUCGGAAAAUGUGGCUACGACUGUUAUUGAUGACGCUGGAGAUGGGAUUGUCAGUCAGGAGCGGCACGUAGAAAACAUUUUUAAGAUGAUGGAUAAAAAUAAAGAUGGAUUGAUCGACCUUGAGGAGUUUUUGUCGUUCUGCCUGAAGGAAGAAGUAAUAAUCAAUGGUAUCAAGUCAAUGGAUACAUAUUUUUGCUUCUGAUAAAAAUCUUCUUAAAUAAAACAUAAUUAUUUUUGUUAUUAUUAUUCAUAUUGGUAAUAUUUAGUGUUAUUAUUAUUUUUUUUAAUUUGAAAAUAAAUUUUCAUGCUUU